Homalodisca vitripennis (glassy-winged sharpshooter) is the source of this 5327-nucleotide messenger RNA. RefSeq names its product ATP-binding cassette sub-family G member 4-like. The transcript has 13 exons. The record is from RefSeq and is a predicted model, not a curated record. Gene Ontology annotation, cellular component: plasma membrane. Gene Ontology annotation, molecular function: ABC-type transporter activity; ATP binding; ATP hydrolysis activity. Lineage: Eukaryota; Metazoa; Arthropoda; Insecta; Hemiptera; Cicadellidae. The coding region runs from base 227 to 2083 and encodes 618 amino acids.
GCCGAGUGGCCGCGAGACAGCCCCAGCUAGCCUAGUGUCAGUGUCAGUUGCGUCCUACCGGCCCCUGUCUGUGGAUACAGUGACCACAUCCGUCCGCUCUUCUCUAGUCAUCCAAAAAUUAGCUGUUAAAAUUUCCGGGUCUGCAAGUUGACAUUGACCAUGUUAGUUAUGUGCUCGAAAUGGUGAGGUGAAGCGUAGUGAAUGAAGAUUGUUGCAACAAAGGAAGAUGAGUGAAUACGAAACCAUCCCCAUGGUAACCACAGGGGUACCAACCCUCGUGCCGGCUAGGGCGCGGACACAACUGUUACACCUGCCCAGGAGCAAAGCUGUCGACGUCAUCUUCGAGGACAUCAGACUCACUGUCAGCACUGGCAGCGUCUUCAACAAACGGAAGAAAGAGGUGCUGAAAGGAGUCUCUGGAAGGUUCUGCUCUGGUGAGGUGACAGCUAUAAUGGGUCCUUCUGGUGUCGGCAAAUCUUCUCUCCUCAACAUCCUCACUGGUUUCCAAGUGGAAGGAAUGAGGGGGAAGAUCAUGUGCUCAGCGCGCCAGAGGAAGAACGGCGAGAUGAAGACGGAACCACUGAACAAGAAGGACUGCUGCUACAUCAUGCAGGACGACAACCUGACACCGCUGCUGACAGUACGCGAAGUGAUGUUAACAGCUGCCGAGCUAAAACUGGAGCAGAGUAUGUCCAGGAAGGCCAAGUUCAUACUGGUGGAGGACAUCAUAGAGAACGUUGGCCUGAGCUCGACCAUUAACACGAGGUGUAACCGACUGUCUGGCGGCCAGAGGAAAAGGUUAUCGGUGGCUUUGGAGCUGAUAAACAACCCACCCGUCAUGUUCCUGGACGAGCCGACAACGGGACUGGACAGUAUGACGACGCAGCAAGUCGUGAGUCUGCUGCAGAGUCUAGCGAGGGGUGGUCGCAACAUUAUCUGCACGGUCCACCAACCCAGUGCCUCCGUCUUCGAGAUGUUCGACCACACGUACAUCAUCGGUGGUGGUUACUGUGUCUACCAAGGGUCCAGUGCCAACGUCCUGCCAUUCUUGCAGUCCAUAGGGCUGCCGUGCCCACAGUACCACAAUCCUGCCGACUUCAUGCUGGAUGUGGUGUCUGGGGAGUUUGGUGACCACACUCAACAGCUGGUGGACACGGCAACAAACUCCAUCUGGCGGAGUGCACCCCCUAAACUCCACGAUCUCGAGCCUAACUCAAUAGAGAGAGACAUCCAAACCAACCACCAGAGUCCACCCUCGGAGUGGUACAGGUUUCGAGUCUUGCUAAGGAGAACAUUCAAACUCAUGUUUCGAGAUUGGACGGUGGUGUACCUGAAGUUGGUGGUCCAUUGUUUGGUGGGUCUGAUGAUCGGAGCGCUGUUCCAGAAGUCCGGUGUCGACGGUAACAUGUCAGUCAGCAACAUCGGUUACUUCAUGGCUUCCGCCGUCUACCUCAGUUACACUUCACUCAUGCCUGCCAUACUUAAGUUUCCUUCAGAACUGGGAAUCAUCAAGAAAGAACAGUUCAACAAUUGGUACAAACUAAGAACGUACUACAUCGCUUUUCAAGUGACGAACUUGCCUAUGCAGGUGUUGUUCGCCUCGUUCUACAUAGCCAUCUCAUACUACCUGACGUCACAGAUUAUGGAGGUGGACAGGUUCUUCAUGUUCUUGUUGGUGAACACCAUCAACAUCAUGAUCUCCGAGUGUCUAGGGCUAGGUCUUGGCACGUCCAUCAACCCCGUGAACGGGAUCUUCUUGGGAGCAGUGGGAAUCUGCUUCAUGAUCCUGAUGGCGGGGUUCCUGGCGCUGUUCAAGGACAUGCCUUUGAUCUGCUUCUACGUUACGUACACGAGCUAUCUGCGAUACACUCUGGAGGGUAUGGUGCUGGCGGUCUACAGCUACGACCGUGAGAACCUCGCUUGUGACGAGUACUACUGUCACUACCGCACCCCGAUGGCGAUCCUGGACGAGCUCGACAUGAGGGAUGGAAACUACUGGCUCGACGUGGGCGUGUUGACCGGAAUGACGUCAUUCUCACUACUGUACGCCUACUACAGCCUUCGUGCACGGAUGAAGGGGUAGUUCUGGCACUGAUCACUGAUCUAUUCCCUACUCCACAACAACACUUCUGAGCACAGCAAGGUUUACAAAGCCCAGCAUAUACAGAACACUAUUAUGUAUAACGUACUUGUUUUUAGAGUAUAUACAUUUUAUUUUACUUGUUGUUAAAGAACUUGUUUGUGACAAAUCAAUAAACUUUAGUGAUUUACUCCACACACCACCUUCGUAAAGAAGGUGUACCUUAACUGUGUGAUACAACUAGAUUAAGUGAUAACUGUGAUUAUCCUUAAAUAGUAAGGAUAAUCGUGUAAGCUCACUUCUUGCCUUGUUUGCAUGGAUAUGACUUGGUUGUGAUACAAGACAAAAAUUAAACAUGGGUUGUAGUGCAUCCCUGAUUGCAUAUUGUUAUCAGCACAGGUGUUACUAAACUUUACGUUAUUUUCAAACUAUGAAACACUUACUCAAGAUUAUUGUAUUAACUAAUUAAGAUUGUUGUUUUUAGAAAUAUGAUAUCUAGUUUAAACUAUUUUUCUUUAUGAGUUACACUAAAAAAUUGUCACAAAAUGAUAAAAGAUAUCUUACUAGAGAACUUUAUUACUUUAUUAAAAAUGUGCACGGCCAUGAAAUAUAUAAUUUUUAUUUCGUUUAUUAAGUUGAACAGACCAAACAUUUGGGCGCAGAAAAAUAUUCUAGGUAGCAUUGUAGAAAAACUAUAGAAGAAUUUAAAAUUAAACUUGACGAAGUCAGAUAUGGUCCUAAGUAAUGAAGAUAAUACUGAACCUUAAAAUAUACAAUGAUGAUUAGUAAAGUUAUGUUAAUCGUUAUCCCGUAUAGUAGCUUUCAUAUGUAUGUCAUGUGAAUACACAUGGCUUAUGUUUCAUUGAUACCAGUCAUCAGUGUGAAAUCUAUUGUCCAUAUUUCAUGAAACAAGUAAGUACUGUCCAUAUUCUUCGAAUUUGGAAAAACACCUUACCGUUAUCGCUAUAACUUAAAAAUUUGUGGUCGAUGACAAAUAGCUGGUUGAGGAGUUUCAUAAUAAAUAACAUCUUAAAGAAAUAAGGAUGGGCGUUUAACAUCCAAAUUAUCAUGAGCGAUGAAAGUCUGUGACCAACAUGUUGUUCCAAAAAAAGAAUAAUGGUUAAGUUAAUACAAUGCGAACGUUAUACAUUUCUAAAAUAAGAACCAAAAACAGGCCUCACCCAAGUAUAGUGGGACAUCAAUUUUAAAUCUCUUAUCAUUUAUUUUUAUUUUUAUUGUAAAUACUACAUUUAACCAUAAAUAUGACAAAAAAGCUACCAAAUCUCACCCCUUACCUCCUAGAUAUUGAAUUUUACGGUUUUAAAAUCUAGUUCUAGGUUCUAUAUGUUUAUGUUGUAUUUCAUAGCGUUUUAGUUAACGGGAUUGCUAAACUAUUUGAAUGAUUCUCUAAAAAUUAUCCAUAUACUUCAGCAACAUUAUUAUUAAUACCAUUUAUGUCCUAAUGGAAUCAAUUGUAUAUUUAUUUAUGUAUAAUGAAUAUUAAAUCUUUAGGAGCAUUGUUCAACAGACUUAGUGCAUACCAUUUAAAUAACUGUAAAUGAGAAACAUUUUAUAAAAACACUGCAAAAGUUUAGACCGAUUCCAAUUUUUCGGAGGUACUUAAACAACGUAAGUUAUAUAACGGAGUAUAUACUGAGUAAGUUAUAUGUUCUGUAUUUUUUCUUAUAAGUGAUCCGAUAUUAUAAGAUUUUUUUAAAUGACAGAACCAUAAGAUUACAUAAUACUAACAAGAAAGAUUUGAUUCAUUAAUUUUUGAAACACCUAACUAUUUUCAUACUAUUUAUUUAGAUUAAAAGAUGUUGAAUUAGAAUUUAAAAAAAGAUUAAAUGCCAUUUUAUAUUGGUUUUCAGUUGUAUUUUAGAAAUACAUUAAUCGUUGUAUUGCUAAAAAAUGGUUUGUGCAACUUUCUUUACAACUCAUUCACCAUAUUUAUUUUUAUUUCGCAAACCCCCAUUCAGCAACUAAUAAUUUUAUUCUCUUGUAGUAAAAAGAUAACUGGAUUCUUGAUCUCUUACUCAAACCGAUCUUGGGAGUUUAUAACGUAUUGGUAAGCAAGGCUUUCGUAUGCGAUUGCGUUUAAAGUACAAUACCUUCCUAUCAACCAAACUGAUAAAUUGUGUUACUAUCACUGAAUGCGUUUGUAACUUUAGGAUCGUGGCAGACGUAAAUAAAUGUAUUAUCAGUAUAUCUCUAGUCGACAGUAUGUCACAUGAAGUCGGAGAUAAGUUCAGUGAGAUAAGUGUUAUCGUAAGUCCCGGUUAUGCGAGGUUGCUUUAGACGUAACGACUGUCAUAGUGCUCGAUAACUACGGGAGUGCGAAGUCACAUGUGAGGAUUGAAGUAUACAGCCUGUCGGAGUAGACUAUAGUUAACAAUAUAAUGCAACUAAUGUGUUUAAUGUGAUACUUCAGAGGAAAUUAAGUCGAUACUUUUUUGUUUCAAUCCUGCCCCUGCCCGUAGUUGCAUUAACCGGCAUUUUCCCUCAGACAGCUGCAUCCCUAAUUGAUGUAUAAUUGGAAAUGGCCAGUUUCUAUUACGUUGAGUUAACGGAUAUAUAUAUAGUUAAAAUAUUGAUUCUUAUUUUAGUAGAAAUUAAUAAUAGUAUAACCCCUACCACUUAAACAUUCAGUUUACUUCUGUAACAACUCACGCAGCAUGAUAAGAGUAAAUUUCCAUUAAGAUUGUUAACCCAAUUUGGGACAACCCACCUUGUCUACCCUCCAUUCCCUUCCUCAACCCCUCCCCCAAGAGGAGGAGGUAGGGCAAUGGUUACACUUAUAAAAAACCACUACGUUUCAUUUAUAAAUAACUCUUUUUUUAAGUGAUUAAAUUUUCUAUGAUUUUUAUAACUUAUAACAGUUUAAAAUGUUUAUAUAUACAAAGACAACGUGUUUUCAACAAAGUAAUUACCACAAUUACUAAUAUCCUCAUUGUUCUCAUCCCACACAACACACCAUGAUUCGCAGUACUACUAAUAAACCUACUCUAUAUUUUAAUUUGUGUGAUAGUGUUAAUCAUUUUUAUUUGUUAGUGUUUGUUAAAAUGUAGAAUUGUCGAAUUGUCCCUUGAUAUUUUGUAUGUAUUUAUUUUGUAUCCAUAUUUACUUCUCAGUAUUUUCAUAGAAAAGACAAUGUUUUUUUUCGAAUGGCAUGUGCAAUAUUAUAAAUACUGCUGUAAUGUAAAUAUUAUUGUAGAAAUAUUUAGUUAUUAAAAAUAUUUCGUUAACA